Molecule: messenger RNA, 5625 nt
Organism: Xenopus laevis (African clawed frog)
Lineage: Eukaryota; Metazoa; Chordata; Amphibia; Anura; Pipidae
Gene: irs2.S
Product: insulin receptor substrate 2
Exons: 2
Coding region: 626-3649 (1007 amino acids)
Source: RefSeq, a predicted model, not a curated record
UGAAGCAGGGUUUUACGCAAUGUCUUUUGAAUUGCUUUAAUUCACCUGGCCUUGCAUAAAAGCUAAGCUCUUCCCUGUUUGGCAUUAUGGGCAGCAGAAAGCUCUGACUGCACAGAUUUGAGUUCUGAGCAGUAAACACACGACUUGGGAUGAAACAUGUGUAGCUGAUGCUCUGGUGCCAGAGGGCGUUGCUAGCAAGCAGCACGAAAUAAACAAAUUGUUUUCUUUUUGUUCUCUGACACAAGCAAAAGCUGCGAGCAGAGGUAAGAAAGAUUGUGAGUAGACGACAACCGCAGCCUGCCGUGCUAUUUACAUACUAGAGUUGUGCUAGUUUGCUUACGGUUGUACAACACUGAGGUACUUGGUCACGCCCACAAGGUGGCUACGUGCCGCAUCACUGCGCUUAUAUACGUGUAGUGGUGACGCCACAGUCUCAGCAUUAGCUGUCUGGCAGCAGCAGCCAAGGAGCAGGAUAUUAUCAGCGUUGCGGGACGUUUAAGCAGCGAUCCGUGACUGCGGGCUGCGUUAUAAGAAAAUCGCGACUACAACUGUUGGUCGGAAUGUAAUACUAUAAAUGACUUUUCAUUCUUGACUGAGUGCGGCGUUUUGAAGGUAAAACAAGAGGAUGGCCAGUCCGCACUCUCCGGGGCAGCCCGUCAGCUUAAAUCUGAAUCACAACAACAACAACAGUAGCGGCGUAAAGAAAUGUGGUUAUCUACGGAAACAGAAGCACGGACACAAGCGGUUUUUUGUAUUGCGAGAAGCGGGAGAUGGUUGUCCUGCCUCCAGGCUGGAAUAUUAUGAGAGUGAGAAGAAGUGGAGGAGCAAGUCUGCCGCAGCCAAGAGAGUCAUUUCUCUGGACAGCUGUCUUAAUAUCAACAAACGAGCCGACGCCAAGAACAAGUACCUCAUUGCUCUGUACACCCGGGAUGAGUACUUCGCUGUGGCCGCGGACAGUGAGCAGGAGCAGGAGAGUUGGUACCGAGCUCUCACCGAGCUGCUCAGCAGCGGCAGAGGAGUAAAGGAGGCGAGUGGCUGCGCAGGUACAGCAGCAGCAGCAGGAGGAGGAUGUUGCCCAGGCACUGCCAGUUGCACCACUAGCUGCACCACUAACCAUCUUGCACUGACAGAGGACUAUGGACUCAUCACUCCAGCAAAUGCUGUCUAUAAGGAGAUGUGGCAGGUCAACCUAAAACCUAGGGGUCUGGGCCAGAUUAAAAACAUGACUGGAGUGUACCGGCUGUGUUUGUCUGCUCUCAGCAUCAGCUUUGUGCGUCUGAACAGCGAAACGCCAUCCGCCACUCUGCAGUUAAUGAACAUAAGACGCUGCGGCCAUUCAGACAAUUAUUUUUUCGUAGAGGUGGGCCGCUCAGCCUCCACGGGACCUGGGGAGAUCUGGAUGCAAGUCGAUGACACGGUUGUGGCUCAGAGCAUUCAUGAGACCAUUUUGGAGGCGAUGAAAGCCAUGCGAGAGCUAGUUGAGUUCAGACCUCGCAGCAAAAGCCAGUCCUCAAGCUCAAACCCCAUCAGUGUGCCAGGCAGAAGGCAUCACCUGAACCAAUUGCCUCCUAGCCAGACUGGCUUGACAAGGAGAACCCGGACAGAUUUGCAUUCUUCUGUUUGUGUUUCAGCAGGUGCAUCGUCUAGGCUUCGCACUGCUAGUGAAGGUGACAAUCUAAGCAACAGAACAGUCACUGGAAGUCCUUUAAGCCCCAGUAUGCUUCGUGCACCACUUAGCCGAUCCCAUACAUUGAGCUUAUGUGGAAGAAAUUCAAAACUGGUUCCAAUCCCAGGGCCGCUGCAACACAGUCGGUCAAUGUCAAUGCCUGUUCCCCGAUCCCCACCAACAGCUGCCAGUCCCAUCAGUUUAUCAUCUGGCAGCAGUAGUGGACAUGGCUCAACAUCUGAUCCACUUAUUCCUCCACAGUCAUUAAGCUGUAGUGCCUCUGCAUCUGGAUCACCAAGUGACACAGGUUUUAUGUCUUUGGAUGAGUACAGCUCCAGCCCUGGGGAGUUAGCAAGAGUUUAUCUGAACUGUACUAGUGGUACCCCAGAUUCUGCUUCUGCCACUCCACCACACCAUGGAGAGUUAAAUGGUUACAUGUCAAUGGAGAGACAAUUCCCAGGAGUCUGUCCAUGUCAUCUUGAAGGCUCUGUAGCAGAAAAGUGUGCUCGGAAGAGGACUUAUUCCUUAACUACUCCAGGAAGGCAGAGAAUGGCACCACCUCAAGUCUCAUCUGCUUCUCUUGAUGAGGCUACUCUUGUUCGUGCCACAUAUAAGGGGAGCUCUGGGCUUCUGUCAUCUUCUCCUAAAAUAACUUAUCAACCUUACCCAGAGGAUUAUGCAGAUGUAGAGAUUGGUCGCCAGGAAGAUGAUGGGUAUAUGCCUAUGUCUCAUAGAGUUCGCGUUCCUUCCUCAGACUAUGUUCCAAUGAGCCCAGCCAGUGUCUCAGCCCCCCAGCAAAUUCUGCAGCCUCGCACUUGUUGCAAUGAAUCUUUUGAAGUUUCUAAAGAAGAUUCUCCAGAUGGCUAUAUGAGUAUGUGGUGUGGUCCUAAAUCUCGGACAGUACCUGUACAUCAACGUCUGUCUCCUGCAGAGACGCUAGCAUCUUUUACUCCUCCAGAUUAUUUCUAUAUGCAGUCUAAAAACAGUUGUUGCCAAACAAACAGUGUGCUAUGCCAAUCUGUAAAUCCCGCAGAGGUUGAGCCUUAUGUCAUGAUGAGAUCUCCAGCCUCCCCUUCUCCACAUAUUCGCAUUGCUCGUCCCUCUCGGCUUGCAUUACCCACUCUUCCUAGUAUGAGUGAGCAUCCUCCAGAAUCAUCCAGCCCUCCAGGUGGAGAAUAUAUACAUAUCUACUUUGGGGAAACAAGACCUCAAGAAUUUCUGUCCAUGCCUCCUCCCUCUCCUGCUGUAGAAUCUGUCCUCCUGUCUGUUGCUGGAAGUCCAACAUCCUCCUCAUCUUCUGGUUCUGGUCCACACCGCUCUUCAAUUUCAGACUACAUGAACUUAGAUUUUUGUCCCUCUUCUCCAAAAUUAAAAAUAAAUUCCUCACUAGACCCCAAUUUGGAUUAUACACAGAUGAGCCCAAGGAAGAUCUCUGCAUGUUCGAUGAGCGAUGCAUCUUUCCAUGAAACUUCCUCUUUAGAAGGGUCAGUUUCUGGUGUACAGUGUCUCACUUUACUAAUGGACAAGAUACCUGGAAACUUUAGCUUGCCCAGUCCUCCCCCAGAUCCUAACCGGGGUGCAAAGCUUAUAAGAGCAGAUUCACAAGGGGGCCGUCGACGUCACAGCUCAGAGACAUUCUCCUCCACCACUCAAGUGACCCCUGUUUCUCCUUCAUUUGCACAAAGCCCCAAAAGGCACAGUUCAGCAUCAGUGGAGAAUGUGUCUACACAUAGUGGUGAUGCUUUGGAGGCUCCUGAGUGUGGCAGUCCCAUGUGCCGAGAAACAUCAGCUGGUUUCCAAAAUGGACUUAAUUAUAUUGCCAUGGAACUGUCACCUGACAAACGAAAUCUGCUGCUACUAACACAAGCGUCAUCCAGGGGGCAUCUACCUGCCCUGGGACUUGCAAGCCUUGACAUUGGGUCCUAUCCUAGUUUUGAUUUCUUAGGACAUAACAGGUUGAAGGGUACAACUGUCAGAGAGUAACAACACUAACUACAUUUAAGAAAAGAAGAACCAUGGGCCUACUUUUUCAACCAGAUGCUGCUAAAGUGUUGUUAUUUCGUAAAUGGAUAGACAAGAGAGUUUUGCUCAGGUAUAUACUGUGCUGAACUUGGCUACCACAACAAAGUGAGCUGCCCCUGUGCUGUCCAGUGGCAUUAUUUAUCAUGAUACUCUUAUGACACAAAUCGCUGGAAACCAACCUUUUGAGAAAAUAACUGUAUUCAUGCAAGUCGGUAACUAAUAACUGAGGCCUUCAUCUACCUACUUGAUUUAUUCGUCUGUAGGCUGGGAUAUUUAUGAGCAUCAAAUAAAACCGUAACAUCUGGCAUCUUCUACAAUAAAAUGUACUGGAUGUCCUACCUCUGUAAACAACAUAAAAAAGCAAGCGAAGAUGAUGGCUAACAGAUUUCAAGUUUCCUUGCGCAAUGGAGCUUCCUGGGUUAUUUGUCAACCCUUCUAGAACACUUAAAUGACUUGGGUCAAAUGGAAACUACUUGUGACCCAAUCACAGCAGGACACUGAACUGAAUGCUUAGAAAGUAAUGCAAUUGUUAAGAGACUUGGGGUUUUUUUGUUUCCAAAAGUGGACCAAAACAAAUCUAUAAAUGUAAAAAUGUGAUCGCAAGACAUGCUUUGCUCGGUUGAACUGAGCUUUAUUGGAGCCCUUACAUUUGGACCGGCAGCUUAUUGUUUGCACUCUGAUAGAAGACAGAGAAUGGUUAUUUAUAUAAUUUACAGUAAAUUAUGUACAUUUACACUAAACAUUUUUCGUCUGUAUUGAGAAAUGAUUUUCUAUAUUUUAAUGUCAUUGCUUUUGUAGUUUUGUUUUUAUUUUGAAGGUACUUAUUUAAAAAAAAAAGAUUGUAAUAUGUUAGCAGCCUCAAUGCUCUUAACCAAAAAUCUCCAUUCAUGUGCCACAUAAUGGAGUAUCCAUCCUUUGUAACAUCCCCCCACCCACCAAUUCCAAUUUUGAUAUUAGCAGAUAGCAUGAUUGAUUCUUCCACGCUGACCAACCUGCUCUCAAAACAAGAUAUCCCAGCUGAAGUAAUGUAAACUCGAGCGUGACAUGGACUUAUUGGCAGUAAAAUAAGAGAGUGCAGUUUCUAGAGAAAAGAUGACUGAUACCACAUUUUUGUACUACAUAUAUUUUUCUAUACGUAGAAAUGUAUUUCUUUAAUAUCCUAAUGCCAGAUUACUGUAGAAUAGGCACUCCAGCUUCCUCAGAAGCAUAACUUCUAUUAACCCGCGAUUGGUGGGAUGCUAGCUUGUUGUAAACCUGAAACUGCUGGAACAGCAACAGUUGCUUAUCUCUGCUAUAGUAUCAGCACUUCUUAAUGCCUGAAUAUUUUAUUUUAUAUUUUUAGAGAAAUAUUUCCUUCUAUACAGUGUGGGUUGGGAUCCACACAGCUGUGGGGUUCAUAGCAAAAUGCAUGGUGUCCCUGCUUGACCUGUGCCAUUCACCCCUUACACACUUUCUCAAGUCCCACCCCUUUCCUGAGCACUGAAAACUAUUUUUUGCUACUCUGCAGGCUUUAGAUGGGGCUGCAAGGAUUCAAGCAGGACAGUGCUCAGUUCCCUGCUGUAGUAUUUAGUAGCUGUAAGGCAGGAACCUGCGGACUGCAUGAUUUCUUUCCCUCCCAGCAGGUUAGAUUUCCAUGCUUAAUGCGUGACACUAGACAGGACUGGAUACAAUCAAUUAGAGAAAGCUUUCCAUGAAUCUGAACAAUAAUUUUUGCAAAUGUAAUUGUUAACUAGCAGCAUCAAGUCUUCCUGCUUAAACAAUGAAAGUCUUACAUGUAUGGAUUGUAUUGCCAGACAAAAAUGAAUGUAAAUUCAUAUCUAAUUUCUUCUUUUUUCUAUUACGCUUUUUGUAGUAUAAUUCUUGUUGGCGGGGGAAAAAAACCUUGUGCUUUAUACGGCAAUGUUCGGAGCAGAAAUUAAAUGGUUUGGUUAUUAAAA